Molecule: messenger RNA, 2538 nt
Organism: Dissoconium aciculare CBS 342.82
Lineage: Eukaryota; Fungi; Ascomycota; Dothideomycetes; Mycosphaerellales; Dissoconiaceae
Exons: 2
Coding region: 1-2538 (845 amino acids)
Cellular component (GO): mitochondrial inner membrane
Molecular function (GO): RNA binding
Source: RefSeq, a predicted model, not a curated record
AUGUUGGCUCGGCAGCUUCUCCAGGGGCCUACAAGGCAGUUGUUGGCCGCGCAAGGCCGAAUAAGUCCUCGCAUCACGACUGCGUUAACAUCAAAAAGGUUCAGAGUUGGAGAUUCGGGUGAUAACAAAUCUGGACAUAUAAGCACGACACCUGAGCAAGGCAUUCUCUUUUUUAACAACGUCUUGCCGCCGAAUCUACAAUGGCUUUUCCGGCUCUCCUCAUCUCUCGAAAAGAAAUCACCGCUUUCGGACGGCAAUCAGACUGCAGAGAAUCUUGGCAUCGUGCACCCGCAUACGUUGUUCAACGACGCUACCAAGACUGAAUAUGCCGGGCAAGUCAACGUUGUGGAAGUGCUGCCACGUCUCCGGGAAGGUGGCGCGUUUCUCAAAUUCAGCUUUAGCUCGACUACAGAUCCGAAAGCAGUUGCUCAAAGUAUCAGCCAGCAUCUUCGGGAGCAUCGGACGCGAAGUUGGUGGAAUCCAUUUGCGAACGUGAAGGCGAGUUUGGUUCAAGGGACGCCAUGGGUGGAAGACCUAUCGCGUCGACCAUCACGCAGGCUCAGGAUCGAGUUCCUCCCAACAGAGCCCGGGAAUCCAGUUGCAGAGUUAAGCCAAGAGCAGCUGUAUGGGUUCUUCCGUUCGUUCGGAAAGCUCUCUGAGAUUGUUCCUCAAGCAUCCGACUCAAAAGUUCUCCCGCGCUUCGCUUAUCUCGACUACUACUUUAUGAGUCGUGCAAUAAUGGCAAAAAAUUGUCUUCAUGGUUAUGUUGUGACCGAGGCGCAAGGAGGCGGCAAAACCGGAACCCUGCUUCGCUUGUCAUAUGAGAAAAAGGAACGGUUCAAGUGGUUCAGAGAUACGAUCUCGGGUCACUCUCGGAUCGUUUUACCACUCCUCGUUGCACUCGUGGCCGGAAUCACCGUGGCCGUUUUCGACCCAAUCAGAACGCUCUCCAUCAAAGCUCACAUCACACGCGCUUUCCACGUCGAGGACAACGUGAUAUUCCGCUGGUUUCGUCGAACCGGCGAGGAUAUCAUCAAAAGCGUACGCCAGCUUGGUGGUCUCGAACAGAGUUAUGAGGCAGGCAUGGAAGUUGUUUGGGAGGAUCGCAAAUCCGAGGUGGAUAAAAUCCAAGCUUGGCUGAUGGAGAGUAUAGACACGUUCAUUAUCGUCCAAGGUCCACGAGGAAGCGGCAAAAAGGAGCUGGUCAUCGACCAUGCUUUGCGGCACAAGAUCGCAGCAAAAAGAGUGCUGGUUGUGGACUGCAAACCGGUAGCUGAGGCGCGCGGAGACGCUGGUACAAUAUCCGCUGCUGCGGCACAGGUUGGCUACUCUCCGGUAUUCUCGUGGUUUAAUAACUUCAGCGGUCUCUUGGAUCUAGCAGCGCAAGGUCUGACAGGAGUGAAAGCUGGAUUUUCAGAGACACUCGAAAACCAACUGGUCAAGAUUUGGGUCAAGACUUCUGCUGCACUGAAGAGCAUCGCCCUCGAAUCUCGGAGAAAGGAUGACAAAGACGCGAAGCUCAGCGAUGAUGAGUACCUAGAAGCACACCCGGAGCAUCGUCCCGUGGUCGUCAUCGAAAACUUCCUGCACAGAAGUAACGAUCCGGGCGCCAGCUUGGUAUACGACAAAUUGGCACAAUGGGCAGCUGAACUGACAACCUCAAACAUUGCUCACGUGAUAUUUUUGACGAAUGAUGUGGCAUUCAGCAAGUCUUUGAGUAAAGCAUUGCCAGACCGCGUCUUCCAUCAGAUCUCCCUAGGCGACUGUUCACCCGAAGUCGCUAAGCGAUAUGUCAUCAAUCGCCUAGAUUUUGACGCGGAUACCAAGAAGAUUGUUGUAAAAGAAGGCGAGGAAGAAGUGAAAGUUCUGACACCAAGUCAGAAACGAAAAGAUCUCCAUGAACUUGACGAGGUAAUCGGGCUCCUUGGAGGCCGUCUAACAGACUUGGAAUUUUUUGCUAGACGCAUCAAAGCCGGUGAGACGCCCUCAAAGGCCGCUAGGGAGAUCAUUGAUCAAUCAGCGUCAGAGAUUCUGAAAAUGUUCCUGCUCAAAACGAAUGAAGAGCGUGAUUGGACCACGCUCCAGGCGUGGACGGUAAUUCGGAGUCUUGCAGAGAACGACUCUUUGCGGUUUAAUGAGCUGCUGAUGUCCGACUCGUUCAAGACAGAUGGCGAGAAGGCGAUCGCCGCUCUCGAACAAGCUGAGCUUGUCUCCGUGCAGUCGUAUAACGGACGACCGUUCAGUGUUAAGCCAGGAAAGCCUGUCUACCAGUCAGCCUUCCAGAGACUAGUCAACGAUAACGUCCUCAGAGCGAAGAUGGAUCUCGUCUUGUUGAACAAUGCGAUCUCGAACCAAACGAAGACCAUCGAAAAACUUGAGCAAGAACUACAUUUACUUGCUGAGCUGCCUAGACAGCCUGUCGAACUACGCGAGCGAGUACAAUGGCUGUUGACUAACAUAUCAACGGCACAGAAAAAAAUCGAGACUUUCGAGAAGGAGAGCACCGACUUGAAGAAGAUCUUGACUACGGAAUUCUAA